AGAAGGGCAAGUGUACACAGCAUCGAUCUGCAUUUUCUUCUCAUUUUCAAUCAAGAUGUUGUCGAGAUAUGCUUGGAGAGGUUUUCUCUCUUUACAGAUGACGAGUCUGUUGCGGCCAAUGCACACAAUUGCUCCUCGCCCCAGGCUACCAAGGAGCAUCGUUGCACCAACGUCAUCGCGCAUUCCUUUCGUUCGCCAAUUCGCCGACAACAAAGGUGCUGCCGAUGAGGCAAUGGAGGAAAUUCAGGAACUUUACUUUACUGCCAAGGACGAGUUUGAUAUCGCGGUCGAGGAAACCGAGAAGAAGACGGUGUAUGCUGCGGACGACCGAGCAGCGGCCAGAGAAGAACUCACAAAGCUUCUUGAGACGUACAAUCGGAUACUAGAAACGUCUGACCCCGAAGUCAGUGCGGAGGUAAAGCGCAGAGCUGGACAAAGAAUCAGAGAAUUGGAGAAUGGCGUAGAGGUCAUGGAACAAUCAGCUAUGGAGGAUUAAACAACAAGUUCGGAUACACAUAAACCUAACACUAGAGCACAUCAUGGACCUGAAUGUCCGAGGAAAUGGCCAAUGUCAUAAGGACAUAGAAAUAUUAUAUGACCCUUGCAUCUAGCUACCACAAAAGAGUAUUUUAUUUCAAUAUGAGAUGGUCUCGGUCGUCAAGAAUCGACAAUUCGUCUGUAGAUAUGUGCCGGGUAAAUCUCCAUAUAUAAUCUAUAGCUCGUCCUUUGAAACGCCUCGGA
Molecule: messenger RNA, 741 nt
Organism: Xylona heveae TC161
Lineage: Eukaryota; Fungi; Ascomycota; Xylonomycetes; Xylonales; Xylonaceae
Exons: 3
Coding region: 98-496 (132 amino acids)
Source: RefSeq, a predicted model, not a curated record